Molecule: messenger RNA, 1624 nt
Organism: Seminavis robusta
Lineage: Eukaryota; Bacillariophyta; Bacillariophyceae; Naviculales; Naviculaceae
Source: the annotation of a GenBank genome assembly
UCAUCAUUCGUCUUGCAGCUCCACAAGAGAGGCAAGCUCAUUGGUCUGGUACUAAGACCGGUUACCGGUACGAUGUACCGGUAGCGGUCGUACCGGGAGCGAUUCGAUUCGAUUUGAUUCAUUCAUUUCGAUUGAUUGAACUCAUUUGGUGCUUCUUAAGCAUCGAGCCUGAACCCUACCGGAACAUGCAGCAAGAGCGCGCUGCUGGCUCGACUGCCUCCAAUGACGGUCCAAAGCAACCUCCAUGUUAUCUUUCGCCACAGCAACGUCUGUAACGAAGCAAUUGAGGAGUCGAGUCGAGUCCGUCAACAAACAAAAACUCCACCAUGUCGUCUCGUCUUGGCAAGCAGAAUGCAAUUGAGUUGUCUAGUUUCCGGUCUGCCUUUUUGGCGGAUGACAGUUUGGUGACAAUCAUUCCUGACUUUGACUACUCUCAUGACAUUCCUCUCAUGUCAGCGUCCACCAAGGUGGGUCCUUUUCGAGCGGGCAUCCCUACGGAAGUGCCUCUCUGGUUCGCCCUAAUGCUCCAACAACGAUCCCUCUGUUCCCUCAAAGUCUUGGACUGGCUGGCCACGGAAAACUUGACACGAGUCAAACAGCACGAAACCACACAAACCACUCUGACGCCUACUACCAGUACUACUACGAGCACAACUACAACUACCAACGACAGUGAUGACACUACUACUUUACCCUUCUACUACGCCGAAUUGGGACAACGCUUUGUGUCCGCGAAAUCACAUUCACAAGCGGCCCAAGCACCCAAGGCAUCUCGUCUUUUGUUGCAGGACAUUGCUCAAGUACGUCUCGACAAGUUGCGACAACAAUUCCAACAACUCACUCGGCAACAAAUGGCCAAUCCCAGCAUUUGUGUAGCGGUUCCUGGAAUUGCCAGUGCCGAAUUGGCCACCCUCAAGCCACUCAUUACUCAGGCACUCAAUGAUCAACGAUUCUUGGCGACAUCGGCUGCUGCUGAUGCCGCAGUCAAGAAGAAACAACCUGUGGAAGACAGUAUAGUAGAAUCACAGAGUCAAGAAGAAUCCGUUUCUGGGAACAACAACAACAAUACCUUGCGCAGUCGUAUUCGUCGUUUGAGAGGAUGAGUUAGUGAGUAGGAACUCAAUCUAUCAGAGAAGAAUCCUCAGAGAGGAAACAAAAAGUUCACAACACAACAAUCUAUGGUACAAUAUCAUGCCAUCCUAAAAGAAAAAGAAAAUGGAGUGUGGAUUACAAUCGACUAGUAAUACGCAUCUUUUUACAGUCGAUAGCCUUUGCUACCAUCUAUGUUGCUUAGGGGAUCGGCUUCAUUCGUCUUGCCGCCACCUGGUAAAGAUUCAUUCAUUUAUGUCUCCAUGGAUCCCACAAAGCCAAGCCCUUUGGCCCCUGUGUUGGUCCUCAAUUAAUUUAUCUCCCGUGAACACCUUCUAGCUAGAGUCUGGAAUUUCGCCUCUGCUUUGCCGAAGACAGGCCCUUGCUGGGUUCAGUCCGACAUCGUUAUAGUUAUUCUAAAACCCAAGUUGUUCUUCAUAUCCCUACUCUUUAGAGAGCCACCUUUCUAUUCGUGAGGUUUCUUUGUUAGUAGCCUGAACCCUACCAGUACCAAACUUCAGCAUCGACAACAAGA